Polypterus senegalus (gray bichir) is the source of this 4661-nucleotide messenger RNA. It is a transcript of the gene arhgap20b, whose product is annotated as Rho GTPase activating protein 20b. Lineage: Eukaryota; Metazoa; Chordata; Cladistia; Polypteriformes; Polypteridae. Gene Ontology annotation, biological process: signal transduction; regulation of Rho protein signal transduction. Gene Ontology annotation, molecular function: GTPase activator activity. The record is from RefSeq and is a predicted model, not a curated record.
GCAGACAGCAGCGGCAGCAACAGUGCAAUGUGAGGAAUGCAGCUGUGUGAGCCAGCGGAGCUCCCCGUGAGGAUAUCCUUAUUUAGAAAAUGAGGAGGGCUUCCUGAGCUGGCCACCUCUCAACACUCGUAGCGCCCGUCUCCUCGUCCCCAGACCUUCAGACCUUCCUCUGUCAGGGAUGUACCAAGCACUGGAAAUGUUACCGAUGCUGUGAAGACCCCCAUCUGGUUCAAAAAUGACACCACAACAGAGCAGCAGCAGCAGCCAGCCAACCGGGGACACCGAAGAGCUGAGGAGCCGAAUCCAACAGUGGGAAAAGAAAAUGAAGUCAACAAUGCAAAGGAGGCGUUCAGCACCAUCAGCAAUCAGCAAGGCCCUAGGCAGGUCCCGGGUGCAGAGCAGGGAUGGACCCCUCCUGCUACCAACUACCUCUGCAGCCAACAACUCCCUAAUCCGGGCAUUUGCCACCCAGAAGUCAACAUUCAUCAUGGAGGAACAUGUACAGCUGUCGGCGGGCCUCCAGACCCAGGAAAGACACCUGCUGCUGUUCAGUGAUGUCCUCAUCAUCGCCAAACUCAAGUCCUCGCUAAGUCUGAAAGUGAAACAUCAGGUACCUCUCUGUGACAUGUGGGUUGCAUCCUGUGUGGUGGACGUGGCUGAUAGGCAGUCAAGUGCUGAAAAUUCCUUUGUCAUCGGCUGGCCAAUCAACAAUUAUGUGGUCACACUGAGUUCCCCAUCAGUCAAGCAGAAGUGGCUUUCAGCUCUACAGUGGCAAAUCAGUGAAAUGAAGCGUGAGGACUACCCAAGACGAGUGCCAAUGGAGCUCCUUCUGUUGGAUAUUGGGAAGCGAACUACACAGACAAUGACCCUCAGUGUGGGAAAUUGGGACACUGCAGAGAAGAUUAUUAAACUGGCCACUCAGCAAAUUGGAAUCGUAAUCCAUCCAGGCGAGUACCACCUCUGGGUGAUUUCGGGAAAGGAUGACACACCCCAUCUUCUCCUAGGGCACGAGUAUCCCUUUAGUAUCAUCAUGAGUUGUUUCAGAGAUCUGGUGGAGCCGUCUUGUGGAGACCCUGUGCAGGACUGGAACCUCCUCCUAGAGCAGCUCACUAAAAGUCAGCAGUGCAGAUUCAUUUUGAAGCCCCGCUCCGCAGCACGCAGGAGAGCUGAUUCCUUACAGAAGCAAAUAAAAAGAAAGAAGUCUCUGAUCGACUGGGCCCUGAGAAGAGGGCACAGCAGUGCAUCUGGCAGCCAGGUGGAGUCUCCCACGACACCUCGUAAACUCUUUGGUCAUUCACUGUCCUCCAUCUGCCAUAAUGGGAACUUGCCCAAGCCCAUCAUGGACAUGCUCUAUCUGCUAUACAACGAGGGGCCCUCCACAAGGGGCAUCUUCAGGCGAUCUGCCAACGCAAAGACCUGCAAGGAGCUGAAAGAGAGGCUGAACUCUGGAGACUCAGUCCAGGUGGAGGGAGAGUGUUUUGUGGCUGCCGCCAUUAUCACGGAUUUUUUGCGAAACAUCCCUGGAAGCAUUCUCUCUGCAGAGCUUUAUGAAAAAUGGAUGGAAACCAUCGAGAUUGAAGAUCAGGAUGAGAAACUGGAAGCCUUGAAAAGACUGGUUCAGCAGCUCCCUGAAGCAAAUGUCACUUUCUUACGGCACCUCUUUGGGCUUCUGCAUCUCAUUGAGAAGAAGUCAGAUGAGAACCAGAUGACAGCUUUUAACCUCUCACUGUGUAUUGCUCCCAACAUGUUAUGGCUUCCGGUGACUGGAGGUCCUGAAGAGGAGAGUCAGUCCACUCGAAAGGUGGCGUCGCUUGUCCAGCUCCUCAUUGAAAACUCACCUCGGAUUUUUGGCGGUGAUAUUGCGUCACUCUUUAAAAAGCCUCUGUGGGAUGGACAAGAUGUAGAUUGUGUUCCACAUGACCAGGAGAAGGUGAAGGCCUCUGUGACAUCACAAAGAGAUUCCCUAUUUCUUCCUUUAGGUGACUCAAUUCUAGGAGAAGAGAAGGAGGAUUGGGGUUUACUGGAAGAGAUGGACGCCUACAAGAAGAAGAUCUUGAAUGCCGAUGGCGCCAACAGCCGCGACAACCUAGACGACAUUUCCUUCCACUCACAUGACUCCCUCUGCUCUCUCAGUGCUGCCCAGGGUAUCCAGUCGGCCAGGGACCGCUGCUCCUCUGAGCCAAGUGUGUGCAUGGACUCUAAGUUCCUGGGCAGGUUCCAUGCACCAGUGGCACGGCAGUCUAGUUGUGAUGGGGCAAUGAUUCGGGGUCAUCAUGAAGGAUUCCUGCCCCUACACAAACUGCAGCUGGAUGAACGUAGGCCUCUUGCGAGCAAUAGCAGCCCUACAAUGAGUGGCAGGAGUCAACAGGGCCUCUGGCGAUCACCACAAAUCGUUUCCCGAAUCAGACAGUUGGGUUCACACAGGAUGACACUAUCAAGUUUCUCCAGCCUUUCUUCCACAGCCACCACUCCUUCAGCAUCGUCUCUCAGUUCCCUUGAGAGCAGUUUUUCAUGUUGCUCUGACUCAGUCUUUGGACUGGCUGAUGCCACAGCAUUUGCUGGUCCACCUUGGAAAGAGGAGAUGAGCAGCAUGGUGCAGAUGCCCGCUGAUCUGGACUGGCACAAUGAGUAUAGUAAGACAGAGCAGGAAAGUAUUGACCAUAGCAAACCAGAAGGCCUUCCGCUGAAAGAAGAUGAUGAAGAAAGCCAAGAGAGAAAAUGUGGUGAACCUGGACUCGAGAAACCACCAAAGGCAGCCGAGCCAAGGGUAGAGGCUGGCAUUGAAUCACGAGCACCACACCGAGAGACCUCUUUCAAGCACAUCCAGCUGGUGAGGCCCAAGACAGAGGGGGUAGGCAGCGAAACAUUAAAAAGGACCAAGAUAACUUUCUAUGUGUCACCCAACCAAACAGUAGCUAGGCCUAUCUUGGAGCCAGUAAAGAGUAAAAAGCCCACCAUUUCGGUGAGCGUCUCCAACCCAGUGGUAAGCCAACAACAGCCAACUCCCAGUGUGCAACUCUGCAUACCACAGACAGUCUUUUAUGGACAGAAUGCACCACUGGUUCUUCAGUCUGUAUCUACCAGGAGAAACUCCAUGAGCACCAAUAUGGAUGGAGAUGAUAGUAACCCCACAGAGUCAAGCACUGAAGCAACACUGUUAAGCAGGAGUGCCAGUCGGGCAUCCAGUACCAUUCGCCACACCAUUCGUAUCAUCCUGCCAGCCGCAGUCAGAAAUACUGUCAAAGAGUACUUCCAGCAUAGUGACCCCAAAAGCUGUCACAUGGAGGUGAAGGCUGUGGAGAAAGAGCUGGUGAGGAGCAAGGCAGAGUGGCAAGUCAGGAAAUGCCCUGGUGGUACAGGUGGUACAGGUGGCGCCGCUGACACUUCUUAUGGUGAGGAGUCCUUUGUCUGAUGACCACUGGGGAGCCAGACCUGUCAAGAAAAACUGAGAAACCAAGCCAUUGUUUUGAAAGGGCAUGUGCCAUCUUCCCUUCCAGUGUCUUGGGCUCUUAUGGAUGCCACCUUCCUUGUUACACUUGCAAGGAGCUUCGGUCUAUGGGAUACCUUUGACCUCUCCAGCUCUUGCCUCACUUAGAUGCUGGGCCUUGUUAAAUGCUCUGAGUUAGCAGGUGGAAAAGGUGGACAUGGUGGGCAUAAGUAUGACUAUCUGCAGGCCAGAGAGGAGAGUUCUCCCACAUCAUACAAACAGGAAACCAGCAAAGGACGUGCCUUUUGUUAAGCAGGCCAUUUAAAACUACAGACCAUCCAGAGGCACACACUACUAGAGCAUGAAGCUCUUGACCUUUGAGCUUAAGAAUUGCAGCAAAAACUUAAAACACAAAAUAAAAAGCAACAGCUGCAGGCAGCAGGAAGCAUAAAGAGAAAGGACAGGUGGAGUAAGCUGACACUCUGUGGGCAAGGUAGGCAAAGUGGGUUGGCAUGAAUGCAAAAUGAGAAAGGGAGAACAGGACCAAGUAAGCAUGAUAACAGAGAAAAGCUGAGUGGUACAUUGUAUAUGUCAAGUGAAAGAGGAAUGACUUGGAGCAUGUGAGAGCAAGAGUAAGAACAGGAAGGGUGAGGGCAGAGCUAGCGAGGGCAGGCAGGGUACUGGACAAUCAAACUGAACUUAUAGACCAAGAGAGGGCAAGGCAGUCUGAGAUAGAACACAAAAUGGCACAGUAUGAGUCGGUACGUGUAAGCAGAGCAUGAAGGAGGAGAAUGAUGGUGUUUCAAAACAAACUUAGGAGGGCCUGAUGAGACAGAUUAAGUCUAAGUAGACCUUGAGGGUUUGGGGAUGGAAGGUUCAUGCUAGGUGAUGUUGAACAUUUAUCAAGAAGGUGUUUCAGGAUGCUAGUAUGCAUUUGGGGGUCAUUUGGUAGUUUUGAAUCUACAAAAGUAGGCUAAGGUAGAAAGAAGCUGGAAAUGCUGUGGAGUGACUGCAAAAGUCCUGAUGUCACUUCAAUGACAAACGUGCCCAUCUCUGCUGAGGAGGCUUCCUAAUGUACUGGCAUAAUGGUGCCUCUCCUGCAUAUAGAAGCCAGACACCACACCAUAUUCAAAGAUCACAUUACAAGGACUCGAUCUUCCUUUUAUUUGUGCAUCCAGCUGCUAAUUUCAUGUUUCAUGACCUUUUUUUAAUAAACAUCUUUAAACCACCUGUA